UUGACCAGAUUGAUGUUGACAGGGAAAUCUCUACUGGAGCUGUGUAUCAUUUCCAAAUUCUGAACUCAGAAAUCAUAUGAAUUGUUUGUGAUCUAAAUAAGCAAUAAAAAGAAAGUAUCUUUGCAGUUGCGAGGAUGGGAUCUAAAGAUAUGAAACUCCUGGAUGUUUUUUCAUACGAGAGUCUCGUGCAUGCAGUCGCCGGUGCGGUGGGCAGUGUUACAGCAAUGACUGUUUUCUUUCCUCUUGACACAGCUCGGCUCCGGCUGCAAGUUGAUGACAAGCGGAAAGCCAAAUCUACUCCAGCCAUUCUGUCAGAGAUCAUCAAGGAGGAGGGUCUGUUAGCUCCAUAUAGAGGCUGGUUUCCAGUAAUCUGCAGCCUCUGUUGCUCAAACUUCGUCUACUUCUAUUGUUUCCAUAGUCUAAAGGCCACCUGGCUGCAAGGUCAGAGGUCAACGCCAGGGCGAGACCUCAUCAUUGGCAUUGCUGCAGGUGUAGUGAAUGUUCUUGUGACCACUCCACUCUGGGUCGUCAAUACCAGACUGAAACUGCAGGGGGCGAAAUUCAGAAAUGAGGACAUACAGCCCACACACUACAAAGGAAUUAUGGAUGCAUUUGUACAGAUCAUACAGCAGGAAGGAGCGGGAGCGUUAUGGAACGGGACGUUUCCCUCUCUACUGCUGGUGCUCAAUCCAGCCGUGCAGUUCAUGAUCUACGAGGGUCUGAAAAGGCAUCUCCUGAGGGGCGUGAACAGAGAGCUGUCCUCGGUGGAGGUGUUUCUCAUUGGAGCCAUUGCUAAAGCCAUAGCAACCACCAUAACCUACCCACUACAGACGGUUCAGUCUGUUCUACGGUUCGGACAGCACGGGCAACCGGCAGAUCAAUCCAAACUCCUGAAUAGCCUGAGAUCUGUCAUGUAUCUGCUCAUCAAUAGAAUCAGGAAGUGGGGCAUGCUGGGAUUGUUUAAAGGCCUGGAGGCGAAGCUGCUUCAGACAGUCCUCACUGCCGCACUGAUGUUCUUACUGUACGAGAAGAUCGCCAACACCACCUUCAGGGUCAUGGGGGUCAAACGCACAGUGACGUCCCACUGAGCUUCCACGGGGUGUUUAGCAGCUCUCUGAUGUCAUAGGAACUUCAUGGGCUGACAUGGGUGCUUGUGUUAUGAGAAGUGGUCAAAUAAUGUGUGUUUGUUUUUAUAAAUGGACGAAAUAUACAGUACGGGUUAAAAGUUUAGAUACACUUGCCUCAGUUUGUUUCUCAUGAUCUUUUGAUUUAUAGGCUUAUGCUUACACGUUUGAUAUAAACUGCAAAGGCAAAUGUACGCUUUGCCUACAUAUGAAUAUAUCUUGUAUAAAAAAAAUAUAUCUUUUUUUUUUUUUUUUUUUUUUUUUUAUAAAUGUUUGAGUUGGUCUGGAUAGUGAAGGAAAUUCAGCCAACUUGUAGAGUUGUAGGGUUCAGCCCUAUUGAAACUCCUUCAAUACUGUUUAAAAAGCAUCCCAGGAUGCACAUCUUUGUUUGUGAGAAUAUCCAGAGUGUGCAGAGCUAUGAUUUAGACAUUUACAUUUAUUAAUUUAACAGACGCUUUUAUUAUUCAAAAAUAAGAAACAUCACAAGCAAUUAUGUCAUAAGAGCGAACAGUGUUGUUUAACAAAGCAAUUGCUAUAAUAAAAACUAAAAUCAAAAUAUAAAAUAAAAGCUAAAUCAAAUUAUUGAUUAAUGCUGUAAUAAAUAAUACUAAAAUAACACUGAUUGGUCGAUGACUAGGUUUAAACUAGAUAUAAAGUGUGGCUACUUUGAAGAAGAUAAAAUAUAGGACAUUUUUUAUUUGUGAAACUUUUUUGGUUUUACUUAGUUCUUUCUUUCAUUGGUGUUAUUUCAUGGUUUAAUGACUUUUAUUUAAGAAUGUGGCAAAUAGUAACAAGGAGUAUGUCCAAAUCUUUCACUGAUAGUGUAGUGAUACAAAUUAAUGAUGACAAAUAGGAUGUAUGCAAAAUUACUGAAAUCAAACCCACUUAAGUAAUUCAUUCUCUAUGUACUUAUUAAUGCAAAAUUGCCUUAAUAUUUCAAUACCUUGGUCACUAUUUUAUGUAGUAUUCUGAACUAACCUUGUUUAUGAAUAACAGCAGAUCUGGACUGGUUUACAAAGUGUCAAAACGAAAAUAAUGCUUGUGACGGAUUUGUUUUGUGACCAAGAUCAUUGCUGUCAACAUCUUAGAUCUUAGAUCAGCUUUCCUGCAUUGAUAUACCAUAUGGAAACCAGGCUGGUUUUUCUGGUUCUGUGUAAGUGAUACUUGAUUCUACUUGACAAUACAAAGCCACUGACACUGUAACAGACCUUUAAGCUAAAAAGUCUAUAGUCUGAACUUUAAAAUAUCUUAUUUAACCAGUUAGUGAGUCAGAAUCACCACAUCUGAAAUCUGAAUGUUGCGCGCAGAAACUUGUACAUGCCUUAUUGGCAGACUGAUUUCAAAAAUGUCUCUCAGUGCUGAUGUUCACUCUGUACUGAAAUGUAAGUUGAAUCAUCAGCAUGCAGUUACAGUUAUUUAUGAAUGUAAAAUGUGAAUUUUAGUCAGAUUAAUUCAUAUUAUAAAUAAUUUAGGAUAUUAUACUCAUUAAAGACUUCUGAGAUUUUAUAAAUGUGUAAUAUUUUUUCUACAAUAAAAUAAUUGAUCCAUGA
Molecule: messenger RNA, 2674 nt
Organism: Ctenopharyngodon idella (grass carp)
Lineage: Eukaryota; Metazoa; Chordata; Actinopteri; Cypriniformes; Xenocyprididae
Gene: slc25a17
Product: solute carrier family 25 member 17
Exons: 9
Coding region: 135-1088 (317 amino acids)
Biological process (GO): transmembrane transport
Cellular component (GO): peroxisomal membrane
Molecular function (GO): FAD transmembrane transporter activity; AMP transmembrane transporter activity; FMN transmembrane transporter activity
Source: RefSeq, a predicted model, not a curated record